UGGGGUUUUGGUUUGUGCUAAAAGGAUGGGUCACGGAAGAAGUCUUUGGACAUUCUGUGGCAGUGCUUGGCUAUGUGGCCCCAGAGAUGAUCCUACACAAGGGCCCACACAACCUCAGUGGACUAUUGGGCCCUCGGGCGUAUUUGUUUAUGAGCUGCUCAAUGGGAGUCCUCCAUUUUCAGCUUCAGACCCAAUGGAAAACGUACAUGGCCAUCCUUCAAGGCAUAGACGCAGUAGAGUUCCCUAAGCCUAUCUGCAAAGCUGCUGCCAACCUUAUCAAGAGGCUUUGCAGGAGCAACCCCUCCGAGAGGCUGGGGAGCCAGAGGAGUGGGGUCAAGGAUAUGAAGAGGCACAAGUGGUUCGAUGGGUUCGACUGGGAAGCUGUCUGCAAACGCACCAUUACUCCACCUAUCCUGCCUUGUGUUCAUCACGCCCCAGAAUACAGAGAGGCCAGGCCACCUCAUGGUGACAAUGGAAACUCAUCACGCACUGAAAUACCACACUGGGAAAAAGACUUCUGAUGUUUACACUGAUUUUGUGUAGUCCAAAAACAAGAAAAGGAGUGGACCAUGACAUGCAAACUGAAUGUGACUGCAGUAACUGGAAUGUGUCUGUCCGUAGUGGUUUUUGGACACCUUUUGUAACAUUUUCUGUUCGCUAUCCUGGGCAAGGCCAAGGAUCAUUUGCAUUUUUAAAUCAUAGUCCUUUACUAUUAUAUUAACAUAGGUUCACACUCCUCAUUUUCUAAAUGUUUACAAUCAGUUACAUGUGAAAUGGGUUGAAGCUUGCACAGUUAAUUCAACUGUAACAUAAAAAUAUAAUUCGGUGGAUAUAGGAACUUUAAAAGGUUUACGUGCUUUAAAUACGUACAUAUUUUCUAUAGUUGCAUUAUUGACGUGCCAGACAAGUGAUAUGUGAAAUAAAGCAUCAAGAAUUCUGUUUUCUCAAGAAAAAAAUAAAUCCUUUAUCUUCUUCA
Molecule: messenger RNA, 976 nt
Organism: Clupea harengus (Atlantic herring)
Lineage: Eukaryota; Metazoa; Chordata; Actinopteri; Clupeiformes; Clupeidae
Gene: prkg1l
Product: cGMP-dependent protein kinase 1-like
Exons: 5
Coding region: 87-521 (144 amino acids)
Biological process (GO): protein phosphorylation
Molecular function (GO): protein tyrosine kinase activity; ATP binding; cGMP-dependent protein kinase activity
Source: RefSeq, a predicted model, not a curated record